This is a messenger RNA of Microstroma glucosiphilum, 946 nucleotides long. RefSeq names its product alpha/beta-hydrolase. NCBI's taxonomy places the organism in Eukaryota, Fungi, Basidiomycota, Exobasidiomycetes, Microstromatales, Microstromataceae. Bases 104 to 820 code for a protein of 238 amino acids. The record is from RefSeq and is a predicted model, not a curated record. The transcript is spliced from 6 exons.
CCCGUCAGGGUCCAGCCUCCACCUCUUCCGAUCACGGAAGUGGAGAUCGAGCCACUGCACGACAGUCCUCGUUCUUCCCCACAAAGGACACAUCGGAUGGGAUAUGAGCACCACGCUCCCCUCUUCCAGCCUCGACGUCGUACUCGAAGCUCGCAUUCGGGAGCCCGAAGGGGCAUGGGUGCAGCCCCGAGGGCUGGCCAUCCUGGCCCAUCGAGGGUCGAUGUCCGAUCACGUCAUCUCAUCUGUGAGCCGGCUUCUGUCCGAGCUGGGAUUCAGGACUGUACGUUUCAACUCGAGAGGGGUCGGCGCAAGUCAGGGAAAAGGUAGCUGGACUGGAGAGACUGAGGCAGCUGACUAUCUAGCAGUGACGAAGACUAGCAUAGCAGACUUCAGCCAGGCUUAUCCUGCAGCGAAGGACUGUCAGCUCCUAAUUGGAUACUCUGCCGGUGCAAUGUAUGCCUCUGCUGUGCUGCAGCCGACGUUGUCGCCCAUGUUCGAUUCGGCAAGGCUCUGUCUGUUCGUCUCGUAUCCCCUAGACAAGCUGUGGGCGUUGUCAGCUUUUGGUACACGAAAGUGGACAAGGAGAAUGGAGCAGAUUGCUCAAAGCAAAGAUCACCGCACGUUGCUCAUCCAAGGGACGGAGGACCAAUUCACUAAUCACACGAACUACGAGAAAUGGUGUGGUCGGCUGGCCACGGUGUCUGAAACAAAUCAUUUGCAUAUGGUCACCGUCGAAGGUGCAGAUCACUUUUGGAGGACGAGAGAACACCUCGGAGGUCUGAUCGAGGCGAUUCGGACCUGGGCAGACACGGUGAAGUAAGGUGAUUCCACCAGGCAGCGCUAAAGCCGCGUUCCAACUGCCGUGGAAGGCGGCCCAGGUCGGCGAUAGGGGAGUGGACAGCCUUUCCCGCCAUCUGUCCGCAACGGGACGGCCAGAAAACACGGU